Messenger RNA from Racocetra fulgida, 312 nucleotides. Lineage: Eukaryota; Fungi; Glomeromycota; Glomeromycetes; Diversisporales; Gigasporaceae. The record is from the annotation of a GenBank genome assembly.
AAGAAGGUAAGAAUUAUGUAAAACCCAAGUAUAUCAAAAACAUGUUAAUGAAACCUUAUUUAAUAACUAUGGAUUUAGAAGCCAAAGAAAUUGAAGCAGAUGAAAAAGAUAAAGAAGAAAAUACUAUAAAAGAAGCGGAGCAGAUAGCAGUUUCAUAUGGAUAUACUAUUCAUUAUCUAGAAGUUAUUUUAGAUAAGCUUCGUGAAAUAGCUCCAUCUGGAUAUAAUAAAAUUCGUGUAUUCGAUCCUGAAACCAAAAAAUAUUUGGGUGCUUCGCAUAGAAAAUGUCACGGGAAAAAAUUAAUGAUUCAAG